Messenger RNA from Cariama cristata (Red-legged seriema), 2193 nucleotides. It is a transcript of the gene ZBTB24, whose product is annotated as zinc finger and BTB domain containing 24. Lineage: Eukaryota; Metazoa; Chordata; Aves; Cariamiformes; Cariamidae. The record is from RefSeq and is a predicted model, not a curated record. Gene Ontology annotation, molecular function: protein binding.
AUGGCAGAAACAACUCCUGAUGCUUCUGAGAAACUAGUUGUCAUCCACUCCAAAGCUCACAAAGAUACCAUUCUAGCUAAUUUUGAAGAACAAAGGAAAAAGGAUUUUCUUUGUGACAUUACUCUAAUAGUGGAGAAUGUGCAAUUCAGGGCCCACAAAGCUUUGCUUGCUGCCAGCAGUGAGUAUUUCUCAAUGAUGUUUGUAGAUGAGGGUGAAAUAGGGCAGUCUAUUUACAUGUUGGAGGGAAUGGUUGCAGACACCUUUGGAGCAUUGCUAGAAUUUAUCUACACUGGUUGCCUCCGUGCCAGUGAAAAAAGCACAGAACAAAUUCUGGCUACUGCACAGCUGCUGAAAGUGACUGACUUGGUAUGGGCCUGUACAGACUAUCAGGCCAGCCGUAGCCCAAGUAAUGCAUUACCAGCUCCAGCUAACAGUGGAGCCUCUGUAGCCAUUAUUGCAAGCAACAAGAAAAAUGAAGAUCCACCAAAGCGAAAACGAGGGCGACCGAGGAAAGUCAAGAAUGUUCAAGAAGAAAAGUCAGGAGCAAAUUCUGCUGAAGAUGUGCAGCUGAGAGAGAACAACUCUGUGCAAAAUAAGCAAAAUUUUAUGAAAAAAGACAUUGCAGCAGAGGAAACAGUUGCCAGCGAACAGACUCCAGUGAGGAAAGAUGCAGAAGAAAAUGAACAUGCUUGUGGCUCAGAAGCUGCUGUUGAUCUGUCAGCUGAGAAAGAUGAGAAUUAUGAUCCGAAAUCUGAAGGAAUACAGGGCACUCAGAGCCGUUACAGCAAACGUAGAAUAAGGAGAUCAAUCAAACUAAAAGAUUAUAAACUCCUCAGUGAUGAGGACGAAAAAGGACUGGCAAAGAGAACAGACGGAAAACGAAAACGUGCAGGUUCUGAAGCUCGCUGUAAAGACUGUGGCAAAGUAUUUAAAUAUAAUCACUUCUUAGCUAUUCAUCAGCGAAGUCAUACAGGGGAGCGCCCUUUUAAGUGCAGUGAAUGUGGCAAAGGCUUUUCCCAGAAGCAUUCUCUUCAAGUCCACGAGCGGAUGCACACUGGAGAACGGCCAUACACGUGCACCGUCUGCAGUAAGGCUCUGACAACAAAGCAUUCUCUUCUGGAGCAUAUGAGCCUACAUACAGGGCAGAAGGCUUUUACAUGCGAUCAGUGUGGGAAAUACUUCAGCCAAAAGAGACAGCUCAAGAGCCACUAUCGAGUACACACAGGCCAUUCGCUGCCGGAAUGUAACCAGUGUCGUCGCAAAUUCAUGGAUGCUGCUCAGUUAAAGAAACAUCUGAGAACACAUACAGGUGAGAAGCCCUUCACUUGUGAAAUUUGUGGCAAAUCAUUUACAGCUAAAAGUUCUCUUCAGACUCACAUUAGAAUUCACAGAGGAGAAAAGCCAUAUUCUUGUGGCAUAUGUGGAAAAUCCUUCUCUGAUUCCAGUGCCAAGAGAAGACACUGUAUCUUACACACAGGCAAAAAGCCUUUCUCCUGCCCAGAAUGUAGUUUGCAGUUUGCUCGCCUGGACAACCUGAAGUCUCAUUUGAAAAUUCAUAGCAAGGAAAAGCAGUUUCAGGAAGCCCGCGCUGCCCCAAGCACCAGUGCCAAUUCGGAAGUGAGAAACAUUCUUCAGCUGCAGCAGUAUCAACUUGCCACCUCUGGAGGGCAGGAAAUUCAACUGCUGGUUACAGAUGCAGUACACAAUAUAAACUUCAUGCCUACUCACAAUCAAGGCAUUAGUAUUGUUACUGCAGAAAAUGCCCCAAAUAUGACAACAGAGCAGGCUGCUGACCUCACGCUGCUUGCUCACCCACCACAGCAGUUGCAAAACUUGCUGCUUUCAGCUCAGCAGGAGCAAGCAGAACAGAUCCAAAGUAUCAAUAUGAUUGCAAACGAAAUAGAGACUGCCCAAGCUGAACAAAUGCAUGUCUUUUUUUCCAAGGAAGCACUAGAACAUCUCCACGCUCAUCAAGGACAAAAUGAAGAAAUCCACUUAGCGGGAUCUUCACAUCCAGCUCAGCAGGUGCAGCUGACUCAGGAAUCAAGUCAACAAUCUCACUCUAGCCAAGUUCCUUCCCAUCAGAUCAGUGAAGAACAGAAUCAAAGUGUACAUGUUUCUGAAUCCCAUCAGCAGUCUCUGUCAGUAAAUGAGUCAUCUCAUGAGCAUCCUGUUCAAGGACAGGCUUUCUGA